GACUGGCUAAUAUAACUCACUCUUAUCUCUAAUACUCGUGCCGGCGUGGAAAUUGCAACGCACUUGUCUACAGUAUAGAUUUUAGUAACGUCAUCAUGGCCCUUAACGCUACCCGCCCGACCCUCCAGCGCUCUGUGUCUUCGAGCUCUGCUCUUCAACAACACCACCGUCCCUUCUCAAUCGCUGUCCCGGCUCGGUAUGCAACACAAACUUCGAACCACACGCUAUCGCAGUCACAACCGCAGACACCACGCGGGUUUCUAGCUGAGAAGGGCCCAUUUAAAUUCCAACAGCGAGCUAUAUCAUAUGAAGAGGUUGUGUCGCGGAGUCGGAGUAAUGAGAAUGCGGCAGAGAAUAUACCAGCAGCAUCAGAGUUGGCUACGCUGAGGAAACGGACAGAGGAGCAGAAGAAAACUAUUGGGGUGCUGCAGGGAACAAUGUGA
This is a messenger RNA of Aspergillus nidulans FGSC A4, 443 nucleotides long. RefSeq lists its product as uncharacterized. NCBI's taxonomy places the organism in Eukaryota, Fungi, Ascomycota, Eurotiomycetes, Eurotiales, Aspergillaceae. The record is from RefSeq and is a predicted model, not a curated record. Bases 96 to 443 code for a protein of 115 amino acids. The transcript has 2 exons.